AUGAAGUUUCAGUUAUACAUUGCCAUAAUUUUCCUAAUAACAACGUCAGUUUUGACGAAUCAUGAGAAAAAAAUCAAUUUACGAGAAAUAGCAGCCGAGGUGAAUUCAGACCGGACUCUUUCAUGGAAGGCGAGCGCAUAUGGCCAGAAUGAAGUCGAUAUAAGUGAAAUUAUGAAAAAAUUUGGUGCAAAAUUCAGAAAAAGUGACCAAUUAACGUCGAUUAAAUUUACAAACGUUGUUCAAAAUGAAACCAAAGUAGGCUUCGGCUCGGGUUACCCCACUUCAUACGAUGCUCGAGAAGAAUAUCCCCACUGCCCUUCUAUUUCGCACAUAAGAGAUCAAUCAACUUGCGGCUCUUGUUGGGCCGUUUCUGCAGCUUCUGUAUUCAGCGAUAGAUUAUGCAUACAUAGCAAUGGAAAAUACACCGAUGAAUUAUCCUCUCGUUUCAUGUUAUCUUGCGAUAACAACGGCGAUGGCUGCAAGGGCGGAUACUUAGAUAUGGCAUGGGAAUUUUUAAAAAAACGUGGCACGUUGACAGGAGGUGAAUUUGGAUCUAAAGAAGGUUGCCAGCCUUAUCCUUUUCCUCCCUAUGUCUGGUACUUACCAUUUAUAGAGUAUUCAACGCCUCAAUGUUUGGAAAAUGAAUGCAAUAAUGAAUCUUAUGAAUACGAUUACGAACCCGAUCUAAUAAAAGCCAGAGAUAUUUAUCAUGUGGGAGACUUUACUGGAUCAUCAAUUAAUGCAUAUUACAUCCAAGAUGAAAUCUUAAACAAUGGCCCUGUUCAAGCAUUCUUAGUCGCGUAUCUAGACUUGCUCACUUAUCAAUCAGGAAUCUACCGUCAUUAUAGACAGAGGGGACAAGUGCCUUUGGCAGGACAUGCUGUCAAGAUUAUCGGCUGGGGAGAAGAAUUCGGUGUCAAGUAUUGGUUAAUUUCCAAUUCAUGGGGUGAAAAUUGGGGUGAAAAGGGAACAUUCAGAAUGAUACGAGGAGAAAAUCAUUGUAAUAUUGAAACUGGAGUUUAUGCAGGUAUUCCAGAACUUUAAUUGGUACCUACAGGGUGUCCGGUGAGCAUGAGAAUAUUUCAGAUUAUCCUACGCGCCAUGGUCAUCUCAUCGAUAUAAUUUUUUGUUUUGUUUUGUUUUUUUACAUUAAGAUGUGUUAUUUAAGUUCUAUCCUCAGACUCUUCAAUUUGCUAUCCAAACAAAAAUUCGUGUAAUCAAAU
This is a messenger RNA of Planococcus citri (citrus mealybug), 1223 nucleotides long. RefSeq names its product cathepsin B-like cysteine proteinase 4. The transcript has 6 exons. Gene Ontology annotation, biological process: proteolysis. Gene Ontology annotation, molecular function: cysteine-type peptidase activity. Lineage: Eukaryota; Metazoa; Arthropoda; Insecta; Hemiptera; Pseudococcidae. Bases 1 to 1044 code for a protein of 347 amino acids. Gene Ontology annotation, cellular component: lysosome. The record is from RefSeq and is a predicted model, not a curated record.